CUCGGGAGUCGGAGCGAAAGAGGCCAGCUGAGGGGGCGUGUAGCGCACGUUCAUGCUGAAGUUGGACACUUGGAGAGCUUUGCGCACUGCGAAGGCAGACACGAAGGGAUACGGAGGGGUGCCCAGUCCUCCUUCAGGUCUUAAUCGCCCAUAGAAGAGCUGGCAGCGAACAUGCCCAGACCAGUACAUCGUCACUAAGACCGGGAUUGAGCUCUUCGCCUGGUUGAAGCUUGCCAGAAUGAACGAAAACGCAGAUAUCUGCAACCACUGUCGGAACAUGAUCAGGGAGAAGGCAAAAGGAAGGAAGAUGUCAAGACACAUAUCAACAGGACCAAGCUCAUUUAUUCCAGAAAAUGAGAUCAUCGGAGCCAUGCCUCUGAGUGAUUCCACAGUGAUGUUCAUAGACGAAGAGUUCAGCGGCCGCGUGGACAACCUGACGCAGGUGAUGGGGCUCCACCCGCAUUAUCUGCAAGCCUUCCUGCGCUGCCACUAUUAUCUCUUGAGGAUGGACGGCCCCCUACCACUCCACUACAGACAUUAUAUCGCUAUAAUGGCUGCAGCACGGCAUCAGUGUUCAACGCUGGUGUGUCAGCACGUGCAGGAGUUCGAGCAGAUAGGCGUGUGCUCUGAUUGGCUGAGAGGUCUGGAGUUCUGCCCGCAACGACUUCGCAACCUCAACGAGAUUAACAAGAUCCUCGCGCACAGACCCUGGCUCAUUACCAAGCAACAUAUACAGGCUCUGGUGAAGACAGGCGAGCACAGCUGGUCUCUGGCAGAGCUGGUUCAUGCUGUUGUACUGUUGGCUCAUUUCCAUGCCUUGGCUAGUUUUGUGUUUGGUAGCGGAGUCAACCCUGACCCUGAGGUCACAGAGGUCAACGGGGUCACGGAUGACCUUUGCCCUCCAGCCAUGGCGGGUUUAUGCACCUGCCACCUAACAAAUGGCAACCAAGCCAACGGGAACCCCCUGCGUAACCCUAACACUGGGAGCGAGCUGGAAGCUCUGAUGGAGAGAAUGAAGCGACUGCUGGAGGAAAGAGAAGACGAUGAUGCGUCAGAGGAGGAGAUGUUCACUCGCUUUGAGAAAGAAAAGAAAGAGAGCCUUCUGGUGGUGUCUGCAGGGUUUGUUGAGGAAGUGGUGCCCCCUUCUCCAGUGGCUCGGUUUGUAGACGACCCGUCGUUUGGAUACCAGGACUUUGCACGACAUGGCGAAGACAACCCACCCACAUUUAAAGCACAAGACUACUCAUGGGAGGAUCAUGGUUUCUCUCUGGUGAACAGGCUCUACUCUGACAUUGGUCACCUAUUGGACGAAAAGUUCAGAACGGCAUGUGAUCUGACCUAUUACAACAUGGCCAGUCACGAGGGGGUGGACACCAGCAUGCUGCGUAGGGCUCUAUUCAACUACGUCCACUGUAUGUACGGAAUCAGAUACGACGAUUACGACUACGGUGAGGUGAAUCAGCUGUUGGAGCGCAGUCUGAAGGUUUACAUCAAAACAGUGACAUGUUAUCCAGAGCGAACCACUCGCCGCAUGUACGACAGCUACUGGCACCAGUUCAGACACUCCGAGAAGGUUCAUGUGAAUUUGCUUCUAAUGGAGGCUCGAAUGCAGGCAGAGCUGCUCUAUGCUUUGAGAGCCAUCACUCAUUAUAUGACCUGACCAAUCAGACUUCGCCAUUUAUAUGACCUGACCAAUCAGACUUACUCACCCACAAUAUGACCUUUAUUGCUCAUAUGAUGUUAUUAUUAUGGCUAAAUUUAACCUAACAUAUAGUUUUGAAUUCUUACAAUUGUGUCCAAAAUUGUGUAUACUUUUUCUUGAACUGUUCAAAUCGAUAACUAAAUGAAGGACAUUGAGUAUAGAGCAUUCUGGGUAUAAUCACAAACUUUAAAUUGGGCUCUAAGGGCAUGUUUAAAUCAUUCGUCAUCAAGAAUUGUGGGUGGGCAGAAAUGACUUUUGCUGGAUUAAUAUAUAAUCCUUAAUGGUCAGACAAAUCCCCUUGGACUUGACCUGGUCAAUAAGGCGAUCAUUUAUGACAUGACUUGACAAAUCACAUUUUAACGUGCAAUACUUUCUCAUUGAAAUCUCAAUUAUACUGUAAGCUGAAAUACUGGAGGACUGAGUUCAUAAUUUUUGAAACAGGAAGUUGUCAUUUUUUCUUUUUUGCACAUUUGAGAAAAACUGUAUUUUGGAACAGAAUACGGUUUUCCUUUUGUAAGAUCAUAAAUGACUAACAGAAUGUGAGAUUUUUUUUUUCUUCUUUUUUUUUAAAAUCCCUUUUUUCAUUUUCAUGUAUUGUUUAUUUCAUAUUGAAUGUAUUGUUUAUAUUUUUUUGUAGUUUGUUUCUAAACUUUUUCAGAUAAAUUUAGUUUGGUUUAGUUGUUUACCUGGAAACUAAGGCUUUUGUAGCAUUAUUACUGUACUAUCAGUCCUUUACUAUUUCCUUUCAAUCUCAGUGUUAUAAUUCUACGGAAGAGGAUUAGGGCCAAGCAAUAAUAAAAAAAUAAAACCAUCUCGAGAUUUAAGUUGUUAAAUUUCG
Messenger RNA from Megalobrama amblycephala (Wuchang bream), 2540 nucleotides. It is a transcript of the gene sesn3, whose product is annotated as sestrin 3. The transcript is spliced from 10 exons. Lineage: Eukaryota; Metazoa; Chordata; Actinopteri; Cypriniformes; Xenocyprididae. Gene Ontology annotation, biological process: cellular response to L-leucine; positive regulation of macroautophagy; negative regulation of TORC1 signaling. The record is from RefSeq and is a predicted model, not a curated record. Bases 239 to 1660 code for a protein of 473 amino acids. Gene Ontology annotation, cellular component: nucleus. Gene Ontology annotation, molecular function: L-leucine binding; oxidoreductase activity, acting on peroxide as acceptor.